CUAAAUGUCAGGUCUGGUUUUUGUUUUGUUUUGUUUUUGUAGGUUAUGGAGACGAAGGAUAUGCUUUAUAUUGUCACUGAGUUUGCAAAAAACGGAGAGAUGUUCGAUUAUCUGACUUCCAAUGGACACCUCAGUGAGAACGAGGCACGCAAGAAGUUCUGGCAGAUUCUGUCUGCCGUGGAGUACUGCCAUGACCACCACAUUGUGCACCGGGACCUCAAGACAGAGAACCUGCUGCUGGAUGGCAACAUGGACAUCAAGCUGGCAGAUUUUGGGUUUGGGAAUUUCUACAAUCCUGGAGAGCCCCUGUCCACAUGGUGUGGGAGUCCCCCAUACGCAGCCCCCGAAGUCUUUGAGGGAAAAGAGUAUGAAGGCCCCCAGCUGGACAUCUGGAGCCUCGGCGUUGUGCUGUAUGUCCUGGUGUGUGGCUCUCUUCCUUUUGAUGGGCCCAACCUGCCAACGCUGAGACAGCGGGUGCUGGAGGGUCGCUUCCGAAUCCCCUUCUUCAUGUCUCAAGACUGUGAGACGCUGAUCCGCCGCAUGCUGGCGGUGGACCCCACCAAACGCAUCUCCAUCGCCCAGAUCCGCCAGCACCGCUGGAUGCAGGCGGACCCCACGCUAGCCCCGCGGCCUGGCCCUGCCCUCUCCACGCAGGCCUACUCCUCCAACCUGGGCGACUACAACGAGCAGGCGCUGGGCAUCAUGCAGGCCCUGGGCAUCGACCGGCAGAGGACGGUGGAGUCUCUGCAGAACAGCAGCUACAACCACUUCGCCGCCAUCUACUACCUCCUGCUCGAGCGUCUCAGGGAGCAUCGCAGUUCACAGCUGCCCGCCCGGCCCCUGCCCGCCCGGCAGCCUCGGCCCAGGAGCUCAGACCUCAGCGGGCUGGAGGCUCCACACGACGGCUUCCCCAGUGACCCUUUCCGACCGUCCCUGCUGUGCCCACAGCCCCAGGCCCUGGCGCAGUCUGUCCUGCAGGCGGAGCUGGACUGCGACCUGCAGCACGUGUGCGGCUCCGCGUGCAGCCGCCACGUGCCUGGCUGUGCAGACUCCGGGCAGACCCGGCAGACUCGGGUGGACGAUGUUCACGAUGGCGAGCACCACCCCAGCCGGGAGCCACGAGGACUCGGGAGCAGCUCCGCACACCUAGUGAGCACAGUAAACAGCGGCGUCCGCAGACGCCCAUGGACCAUCUCCAAGGUCAGCCUGCGCUCCAAGGUCAGCCUGCGCUCCAGGCUGCUGUUGGAGCCAGGAGGAGACAGGGCCCCACGGCCCAGUCUGGACCUCUGUGCCCAGGAGCGCGCAGUGUGCCUGUGCGCUGGUGGGAAGUUCAAGGUGGCCCGGCAGAGGGAUGCAGGCGGCCGCCUGCCUGGGUUCACCGGUGGGGACACGGCUCGGCAGGCACUGGUGCUCGGGCCACGUGAGGGCUCCCCAACCCUGCUGUCACCCAAGACGGGCCACGGAGCUCACGCUGGGCAGUGCAGCACUGAGCCCGCGUCACCCUGCUCCGAGAAGGCCUCUGGCAUUCUGAGCGGUCGAAGGCCCUCGGUGUGCAGCGGAGUCGGUGCAGCAGCCCAGGACACUCAGAAGGAGGCCAAAGCCACGUGCCAUCCUCAUGGGAAGGACUCGGGCCCCAGCCCGGAGUCUGCGCAGCCUGGAGCCUGCCCAGCCCGGAGCCUGCCCCAGCCCGGAGCCUGCCCAGCCCGGAGCCUGCCCCAGCCCGGAGCCUGCGCAGCCCGGAGCCUGCCCAGCCCAGAGCCUGCCCAGCCCAGAGCCUGCCCUCCUCGGCUGGUCUCUGCUGCUUGGUCUGUCAAUGGUGCUCUACCUGCUACCAGCUAUGCCCCAGUGGCCUGGGGCCCAGGGCUGAAAGGGCGCAGCCCGGGCCCCGCCCCACGCCUGGGGGAAAGGGAAAUGGGAGCUGGAGGGGAAGAGUUUGCCCAGCUGGUGGUGAGACCAAGCACUGCCCCCUGCUCACCACGGCCAGAGCCCUGGACGCGGGCAGAGGCUGCCCCGGGGCCCCAGAUUGCCCAUAGCACAGAGGUGACCCCAUUGGGACACGGGGUUCUGGCUCAGUUUGCCCAGCAGAUUCAGAGGUGGGAGCGUGGCAGCGGGGAUCCCCCAGGGCUCCCCGGGACCUCCCCCCUCCCCCGCAAACCUGCAUUCUCUGCUGCGGCCUCUACCUGCUCUUCCCCGGCCGCGGCUGCCUCUGCCCCAGACCCCGCUGCCCCCGAGAGGCCGUGGUCCCGGCGCUGCCCUGAGACGGGUCUGGAGCCGCAGGCUAGCUCCCCGGCGGGAUGGGGGCACGGAACCCCGUGGACCUGCAGGGAGCAAAGCCUGCGCAUCAGCGCAGAGCAGGCGCCCCUGCCCGCCAGGCCCCUGCAGCAGUGCCUCGCCGGGCGGCCGCAGGGGGACUGCGAGAUGGAGGACCUGGCCCCCAGCCCGCGGGGGACGGCCGUCCUGGUGCAGUGAGCCCCUCGGUCGCCACUCUUCCAAGCAAUAAUUUCAGAUAUGUGAAGAUGGUUUCUGACUCAAAGCCAAGAACUUUCUCGAAGCGAAGCAAGCAAUAUGUUAGGUGUUCGGGCCUGUUUAUUUUGGUUUUGCUUUUUCUUGCACUGAGUGGCCUCAACUGUGGAAGCUUCUGGAAGAAAAAUGAUGGUUGGGGGUGUGCCGUGAGGGUGGGGGAGCAGGGCAAGGGAAGACGGACGGCUUCCACCCAUAGACAGCAGAGCAGAGGAGCAGAGGCACGAGUGAGCCUCGAGCCAGCGCUGUCUGCGCUGUCUGCGGCGUGUGUCCCUGCGUGCCCAUUGCGGUACGUUUUGGUUUUCAAGUUGCCAGUUCUCCACUUCCUGGAACAUGCGUGCUUCGAUGAGACUGAACUCCGCCGCCGCUCGGCCCAGGUGCGUCUGCAUUCUUGGAAUUCUCCCCAGAAGGCGCAGAACUCCUCCGGUUCAGCAGAGCUGCUUCCACUGUUGAGGGUCUGUUUCCAGAAUUCUCCCGAGAACCACGUGGGACUGGGAAGGAACAGAAGGCCCAGACUUGUCCCAGAUGCACACACCUCGAGGACGCCAAUGAGUUUCUGCUGUAUCUCAUUUUCGCUGCUAAUAACUAAGUUCUUAUGCAUUUCGUUGCCAGGGUCCAACAAGGACUCCUGACUUGGGGGAAAUAGUGCAAUAUCACGGGCUGUGGCUGGGCCGGGCGCGGGCGGGCAGACGCUCACUGGCUGUUCACCGGCUGUGACCCAGCUGCCCUCGGACCGGGCCCCUCCCCAGCCCCCCUGGCCCCCCGGCCCGGGCUGCUGUGGCGUGGCUUUCCUGCAAGGCCAAUGAGAUGAGAAGUCUGGGCGGUGUUUGUAAAGCGCUGUUCCUGUUUUUAAGCAAAUGCUGUAUAUGUGUACAAUCAGGAAACACAUGGACACGACUUAUUUUUUAUACUUUGUACUACACUUUUGUGUUUCCGAUUUAAACCUCGCGCAGUCACGUUGGCACCGGGCUGCACUGAGGAGGGGCUGAGGCGCUGGGGUCCUGGGCCCCGUCCGUCCCGGUGGGCGGACGCAGCCGCCCGCCCCCUGCCAGCGCCCCCCUCCCUCCCUGCCAGGUGCCUUCAGCUUAGACCUGCAGUGUUACAGGAAGGGGGAAGGCGGGUAUUCCUAAAAGCCAAAGAUUGACUGAGUUACUUGAGGGCGGGCCGGGCGCAAGCGCCUUGUGUGGUCUCCGCCCUGCCGCCCAGCGGCCUCUGUGCUCCAUGCUGAGCCCGCCAGCUCCGCCACAUGCUCUGUGGCUGGCUAAAUGUGGACUAAGGGUUCCCCCCGGGAGUGGACUGGCACCUGCCACAGAAAACACCAAAGCCUCCCGCCUGCCAACCCUGUGUUGGGGGCCGGGGGCGUGUGCCCUGCCUGGUCCCGUGUCCACAGAGGCAGCUCAGCGGCCCUCGCAGUCCCGUCCCCUCCCGCCCUCUCGGUUCCUGUCCCCAGGCCUCGGCACCCUGCCUGUCUGAAGCAGUGGCGAGCACUUUACUCUCACGGUGGUUUUGUUUGGGGAUGGCUUCGACCCUCUGAGUGUCCUGCAGACGGUCCUGCCACAGCUUCUUGAAGACGCUAUGUGACCUGCUUGAUGUGUACACAACUGGUUUGUUUUUACUACACCUGAAUUCUUUCGUUUCUUACGUUAACAUGAGAAAUGUAUGCCAAAUGGUUAGUUGAUGUAUGUUUUUUUUAAUUUAAUAUUUAAAUAAAAUAUUUGGGGGAACCUUGA
Messenger RNA from Dipodomys ordii (Ord's kangaroo rat), 4250 nucleotides. RefSeq names its product salt-inducible kinase 1 (gene Sik1). The record is from RefSeq and is a predicted model, not a curated record. Bases 46 to 2469 code for a protein of 807 amino acids. NCBI's taxonomy places the organism in Eukaryota, Metazoa, Chordata, Mammalia, Rodentia, Heteromyidae. Gene Ontology annotation, cellular component: cytoplasm. Gene Ontology annotation, biological process: microtubule cytoskeleton organization; intracellular signal transduction; protein phosphorylation. The transcript has 15 exons. Gene Ontology annotation, molecular function: protein serine/threonine kinase activity; ATP binding; tau-protein kinase activity.